AUGACUUACCCAGUCUUUCUUCUUCAGGGCCGCGCCUUCAAUCGACCCCCCGGGGUGGGCUCCGUCUCGGCGCAGGUGCGGUCCAUCGCCAAUCGCAACGAAGCCUUGGGUCUACCCCCGGUCGCGGCGGAUGUGCCUGUGUAUGUGACCAAGGAGGAUGCACGGAUUGCGCAGCGGAACGAGUCCCUGCUGUAUGGUGGACAGAACCCGAGGGCCGGAAUGGCGGCACAGAUGCAGGUGAGUGGAGGCGUGAGAAGCGGUGGACGAGGCUGA
Penicillium lagena is the source of this 273-nucleotide messenger RNA. RefSeq lists its product as uncharacterized. The transcript has a single exon. Bases 1 to 273 code for a protein of 90 amino acids. The record is from RefSeq and is a predicted model, not a curated record. NCBI's taxonomy places the organism in Eukaryota, Fungi, Ascomycota, Eurotiomycetes, Eurotiales, Aspergillaceae.